Molecule: messenger RNA, 1468 nt
Organism: Amphimedon queenslandica
Lineage: Eukaryota; Metazoa; Porifera; Demospongiae; Haplosclerida; Niphatidae
Exons: 4
Coding region: 98-1366 (422 amino acids)
Molecular function (GO): GTP binding
Source: RefSeq, a predicted model, not a curated record
UUUAUCACAAGUUUUACAAAAUGCGAGAACUCGCCUUACAACUCUUUCUAGUUUUCAUAAGACACCGACUCUUGGUAUUGCAAAAAUAAAUAGUAGCAUGCUUCAGGAAGUGAACAAAAUUGUACAUGAGUAUUUAGCUCCCUGUGUCACAAUGUUAGGGGGUUUUAUGGAGCAACAAAUUAGAGUUCCUUUAGUUAAUAGUCCUCUUGAUACUGCAAAAGCUCUUAGAAUGGCAGAAAAUUCUGGCGCAGUUGGUGUCUGGGCAUUGUUUUCUCUUGAUAGUAAUGACAUUAAAUACAUAUUAUCAUCAAGAAAAAACGAAGCCUUUAUUAUUCAAAUUACAAAAUUUAUCGAAGGUACUCUUAGUGAAAACAUCAAAAGAAAGCGUCAUGAUUCUGAGCCAACUAGUUAUGAUGCAAAACUACAGUUUCUAUUAGAGUUAGGACUAAAUAGAACAAUCACAUGCAGCAAUGAUUACAUCAGCUAUUCAUUGGAGAGAGAAUUGGUCAGUAUUUGUAAAGAGCAGGGCAUUUUCAUUUCAACCAGUGUUGACUCUGUCAUUCAUAACUGGAGUACUCGAUUUAAGGACACUGGCCUAGCUCUUGUUCCUCCUGCUUAUCGUCCUCUUCUAGCUCGCUGGCUGAUUUGGUCCUUAAAUAUUCAUCAAUUACGAGAAGGUCUAGCUAGUUAUACUACAGUUGGUGUUAUUGGACUUGUUAAUUCUGGAAAAUCAACUCUUGUUAAUAAAGUUUUUAAUGUCGAGACCAUACAAGGCACAAGUCAAGGAGCUCGUACUACAGUCCCUUUUAUAUAUAAUUUAGACUCAUCAGUUGAAGGAUUGAGUGUUAUUGAUUUCCCUGGAGUUGAUGAUAGAGAUGAGUCUAUUGGUGGUCUGGCUAAGUUACUUGUGGGCCUUGCACAAAUUGUCAUCUUUGUUUGUGGAUAUGAGAGAUUUCAUACUAGCUCUGCUAUGGAUUGGAUGAAGAUUUUUAAAAAAGAUUUUGCUGAUACUCCAAUUCUUGUUUGCCUGACCCAUGCUGACAGACUCUAUGAAGACAAUUGUGAGAAAGACAUGAUUCCAGAAUGUCCAAAGAACAAAAUUCAAGUGCUGAGAAUUCAAUUUGAAGAUGAAUUACAGAAAAUUGUUGGGGAUACUUCAAGAACAGAAAAGUGUCUUAUCAAAUUUUGCUCCUUAACACAAACCAGACAUUCUCUAUUAAAUGAUGAAAGAGGCCGUCAGUCAAUGAGGAAAGUUGGCAUAUUCACUCCAGAAGAUAUUGGGGAGUGGGUCAAAAAUGCACUAAAACGUGACAUACAACAGGAGGAACUAGCUGAUAAAUUUUCAAAAUUAUUAUUAAAAUUCUAAUUCAAACUUUCUUAAGUUGAAAUUUUAUUUUUGUAAUUUUUUACUGAGUUAUAUAUAAUUUUAGGAAAGUUUUUAAUUUAGCCUUAUAAGGAAAUUUUAAAA